Messenger RNA from Colletotrichum graminicola M1.001, 1617 nucleotides. RefSeq names its product dynein light intermediate chain. Bases 1 to 1617 code for a protein of 538 amino acids. NCBI's taxonomy places the organism in Eukaryota, Fungi, Ascomycota, Sordariomycetes, Glomerellales, Glomerellaceae. Gene Ontology annotation, cellular component: centrosome; cytoplasmic dynein complex. Gene Ontology annotation, biological process: microtubule-based movement; microtubule cytoskeleton organization. The record is from RefSeq and is a predicted model, not a curated record. Gene Ontology annotation, molecular function: dynein heavy chain binding. The transcript has 5 exons.
AUGACGGCAAGCGCGAAUCGGGUGUCUACGUAUACCUCGGCUUCGGCAGGGUCGGACAGCCGCAAUGAGGAGAAGAAGGACCUCUGGAGCUCCAUGCUGGACAACGUCGCCAGCGGCAGACGGUUACCUGAGAAGAAUAUGAUUGUGCUGGGAGGGUCUCCGGAUUCACAAAGGGAGUUUGUAGAGUCGCUAUCCCAUAGCAACGAAAAGCGAACUCUGGACCGCCAUAGCUCUAAGACGCCUCCCAUCGCCAACAGCUUCGCUCUAGGAUACACCUACUACGACGUCCUGGACGCCGACCAAGAAGACAUACUGGCGCGAAUCUCUCUUUACAUGCUGUCGACACCAGCAGAAUCGUUCCCGAAACUUAUCCAACCCCUAAUCGCUCCCGAGUCGAUACCGAACACCCUAAUGGUCAUACUCCUUGAUUGGUCCACGCCGCAUUUGUGGAUGCGUCAACUCAGAGAAUGGAUUCUGUUCAUGCGCAGCAUUCUCGAAAACUCCAGCCACGAGUGCCAAGCGACAAUGGAGGAGGUGAUGGUUAGCUGGCGGGACAGAGGCAGGGGCGGCGGCUCGACGAAUCUGGAUGGCACAGGAGCGGCUGCAAGCGAAGGGGACGUCGUCCUCCCUCUUGGACCCGGUGAAUGGGAAGAAGGUAUUGGUCUGCCACUCUGCGUGGUUUGCCAGAAUGCGGAGAAAAUGGAGGCUUUCGAGAAGACCCAAGGGUGGAAGGAGGGUGAUUUUGACCAGGUGCUGCAGUAUCUCCGGACAGUGCUUCUGAGACAUGGCGCAUCCCUGAUCUAUACUACCCCGAAUGUCCCUUCAUCCAUAGCCAGUUUGGUGCACUCGAGUUUGGGUAUUACAUCUUUGCUGAAACGGCAGCCCCUGAAGCACAAUGUGAUAGACAGGGACAAGAUUCUCGUCCCGCCAAACUGGGACUCCUGGGGCAAGAUUCGCGUGCUGAGGGACGGCUUCGAUGUCGAGACCACCAGCCAGGGCUGGUCGCAUGACCUGCAAUCCACUUUCCCUUCACCCGCCAUGACCACCGAAGGGCUGAAUAUUCUCACGAAGGCGAAGGCCGAUGGCGACUACAACGGCGAGGUAUGGUCCUCCGCGGUGGCGCCAUACGAGGACUGGAUUCGCGACCUCAGCAACGCCGGCAGCGCGAUAUCCUUCGCAGGCCGCGACGGAGACCCUUCGCAACUGGAGAUGUCGUCAACAGACGCGCAGGAGUUCUUGGGCUCCAGCCUUCAAAUUUUGGAAACCCACCGCAGCCGGAACGCUGAGGACAAGAAGUCCGACGCCUCAAAGUCGAGAGCGGGCCAACGUGCUGACGAGUCGGAUUCCAAUGCUUCGCGGCAGGGAACGGACGGCAAGAUUAGCCAGCACAUUGGACCUGUGCAGUUCAACAUGGGAGGCAUCCAGGUUGAUGCCGACGACAUGGUCCAGCGGCUUAAGGACCGUCAGGCAUACAGUGCUGCUGCACAGGAUCCCACCACGCCACCGGGUGACACCGCGGAGGAGAACCCCGAUGAAAUGGACAACGACAAGCUUCAGGCCUUCUUCAGCGGCUUGAUGAACCGCAAACAACCCGCAAAUGGUAGCCCUCGCGGCUGA